Cetraspora pellucida is the source of this 360-nucleotide messenger RNA. The record is from the annotation of a GenBank genome assembly. Lineage: Eukaryota; Fungi; Glomeromycota; Glomeromycetes; Diversisporales; Gigasporaceae.
AUGUCUAAUAAUGCAAGUUCUUCUAAAAAUAAAGACUCUGAUAUUGCCUCAGAUAGUUCAAAUGAUGGUGAUUUGGAAACACAAAAAAUUAUUUUAUAUGAUAAAAUUGCAGAAAUAAGAAAUUCUAUUGAAAACAAAAAAAAUAUUAAUUUGGAUGAAACAUUAAAAAUUUUAAAACAAGUUAGUGAUUUAAUGAUAACAGAUUAUAAUAGAGCUUAUAAAACGCAAAAUGAAAUGAUUAAUGCUUUAAAAUUAAUUAAUCUAAAUUUAAUAUGUAAAGUACAAUAUUAUAAAGCAUGUCUUUGUAAAGAAUUGUUACAAUUGAUUAGAGAAUGGUUUAAUGAAUUAUUAGAUCUUUUA